AUGGAAGCAUUGUGGAAUCUGGAGGACAAAUGGAAGCUGACAACCCAAGAAGCAAUUCUCUUAUUUGUGUGCUCUGCCUUUGCCGUCAUCGGGCUCUGCGCUGCUACAAUGCUUAAGAGGAAGGCCCAAAGAAAGCAAAGAGCAGUGAGCCAAGACCCAAGCACAGAUAGCUCAAUAAGAUGGUCUGAGCUUGAGUCUGGUUCUCAUAAUUGGAUCACAGUAAGAAGGGUGUUGAUGGAGUCAAUGAGGUGGAGUGGCGCAAACAAAUGGGAGGAGACAAGCAGUGGGAGUGGGAAUGGGAUUGGGAGAGAGAUACUAGCGCCAUCAUCACCACCACCGCUUCUUGAGUUAGAAAGGUGUGAGUCAAGUAUGGGGUGGCAAAGCCAUAACUCAUUGUCACCAGUGUGGCAGAGGCCUAUACUCAUGGGGGAGAAAUGUGAGCUUCCAAGGUACAGUGGGCUCAUUCUCUAUGAUGAAAGAGGUCGGCUACUUGAUCGUUCUCGUAAAGAAAAUAUUGACGAGGAAGAACCAGCAUGUGUUCUAAGGACUGCUCUGAAGGAUUUGCUAUAG
This is a messenger RNA of Dovyalis caffra, 570 nucleotides long. NCBI's taxonomy places the organism in Eukaryota, Viridiplantae, Streptophyta, Magnoliopsida, Malpighiales, Salicaceae. The record is from the annotation of a GenBank genome assembly.